UUGAUCAAUAUUCCUCUGUCCAGGGCGGUUCAGUGACUUCAGUGGCGUCAUCGGAGAUGCUGACGAAGAGGGAUAAAUUGCUGGUGAAGCCCUUCCUUGUGGAGCGAUACAAUCAGCACCGGAAGAAAGUGAAGAGCGCCGGACCCAGAAUAGACUUCUCCUCGCCACCCACUUAUCCCCAUGUCAUCGUGAAGAUGAAGAAGAUCCAGAAGGAGACUGAGCGAAAGGCGACAAUUGAGCGCGAAAAUGUGAGAUUGCUGCAGAAAUUGGGCGCCAUCAUGAACACGAGUCGCCUGGAGAACUUCUGGAACACCUCGCGGCCGAACUUCCUCAGUCGUGAGUUCAUCUACACUCCACGCAAGAGGUCGUCCGCCAAGAGUGCCGCUGCUGACUCUCCUGGCCAGCGCAAGAGUCCUCCGAGCGGAUUGUCAGGCACUGCCGCGCGCUGCGCCGCCUGCAACGGAAGAAUCUCCAUCAAGCGGAAUCAGGUGGUGCCUGAGGAGCGCCUUCCAUGGGCUCCACCGCGCAAGUCCUGGAACCAGAAGAUCCUCAGUGACUCCACAAAGCCACACAUCUGUUGUCGCUACUGCUGCUGA
This is a messenger RNA of Phlebotomus argentipes, 596 nucleotides long. RefSeq lists its product as uncharacterized. The record is from RefSeq and is a predicted model, not a curated record. Lineage: Eukaryota; Metazoa; Arthropoda; Insecta; Diptera; Psychodidae. Bases 57 to 596 code for a protein of 179 amino acids. The transcript is spliced from 2 exons.